Messenger RNA from Cutaneotrichosporon cavernicola, 789 nucleotides. RefSeq lists its product as uncharacterized. The transcript has 3 exons. Bases 1 to 789 code for a protein of 262 amino acids. Lineage: Eukaryota; Fungi; Basidiomycota; Tremellomycetes; Trichosporonales; Trichosporonaceae. The record is from RefSeq and is a predicted model, not a curated record.
AUGCACGUCCUCCUAACAGGCGCAACCGGCCGCUGCGGCACCCACACCCUCUCGCAACUCAUCGAGGCAGGCCACACGGUCCUAGCGACAGACCGUACCCCGCCAUCAACCCUCCCUCCGGGGGCGGAGUUCAUGUCUGCCGACCUCACCUCCCUAAACGACGUUGACGCGCUCUUCACCCAAACCUUUGACGGGGUCAUCCACCUCGGCGCAAUACCUGAGCCCCGACCGGGCCUAGACGACCGCGCAUUACACGCCAACAACGUCGUCAGCAGCUACAACGUCAUGCGCACGGCGGUUGAUCAUGGAGUCGACCGAAUCGUGCAGGCAAGCAGCGUUAAUGCGCAUGGACUUAGUUUUGCUCCGCUAGGCCAUACAAAGUUUGAGACGUUUCCUAUUACCGAGGAGGUUGAGCGGCGGCCUGAAGACGCCUACGCCCUCUCGAAACACGAGUGCGAGAUCCAAGCCGACGCGCUUGUCCGCUGGUCUCCGGGAACCCGCAUCGCAUCCCUCCGUCCCCACAUGGUCCGCGACAACUACGCCACAUCGUACCCCGACACGCAGGCGUGUGACAUCUUCUCGUGGGUAUCUUAUACGGCUGUUGCGCGUGCGUGUGUGUUGGGUCUCACGAGUGAGGGAUGGACUGGACACGAGGUAUUCAAUAUCGUGGCACCGGAGAUAUGCUGGGAGGGCGGGGUCGAUGACCAGUUUACAAAAGCUGGAGAACUGCCCAAGGACAAGGUCGGGACGUUGGAGCUUACGCGCGGUGUGGGACUCUUCGAAGGCUGA